Molecule: messenger RNA, 1323 nt
Organism: Coffea eugenioides
Lineage: Eukaryota; Viridiplantae; Streptophyta; Magnoliopsida; Gentianales; Rubiaceae
Product: AT-hook motif nuclear-localized protein 14
Exons: 5
Coding region: 56-1111 (351 amino acids)
Molecular function (GO): minor groove of adenine-thymine-rich DNA binding
Source: RefSeq, a predicted model, not a curated record
AAAAGAAAAUAAAAAAUUUCCCAAAUCCAAAAUCUCACACACUACACACACUAUCAUGGACCCUAAUGAAAGUAGUGGACUGAGCUCUUACUUUCACCACCCUCAACAGCCACCACCACCUUCACCUCUCAACCCCACCGCCCCUACCACGGCCGUGGGAUCAAACACCUCUCCCACCAAUGGAAUUCUGCCGAAUACUUCUAAUCCCGCUGCCAGCACCACCACUACAACUUCUUCGCCGUUGGUUUAUGGGACUGUCCCCUCCGUGGUGACGUCUGGUGGUACCGGAUUGGAUUCUGGGAAGAGGAAGAGAGGAAGGCCUAGAAAGUAUGGGACCCCUGGUGAAGCCGCGGCUGCUAAGCGGCUCUCUUCGGCUUCUACUGCGGCUUCAAUUUCUCCGCCGAAGAAAAAGGACUUGGGUUUUGGCGGUGGCGGUGGCGGGUCUACUUCUUCGGCUUCUUCUAAGAAGUACCAGUUAGCCGCUUCUGGUAGUACUGGUCAAUCUUUUAUACCUCAUGUCAUAACUGUGGCUGCUGGAGAAGAUGUAGGUCAGAAAAUAAUGUUGUUCAUGCAACAAAGCAAACGUGAAAUAUGCAUUCUCUCAGCAUCUGGUUCUAUAUCCAAUGCAUCUCUACGUCAGCCGGCUACUUCUGGAGGCAAUAUCACUUAUGAGGGGCGAUUUGACAUCCUUUCCCUCUGUGGAUCUUAUGUACGCACUGAACUUGGAGGAAGAACUGGAGGACUAAGUGUAUGUCUGUCUAGUACUGAUGGUCAAAUCAUUGGAGGUGGAGUUGGUGGACCCCUUACUGCUGCUGGGCCAAUUCAGAUUAUUGUUGGAACAUUUGUAAUCGACCCCAAGAAGGAUAUUACUGGUGGUUUGAAAGGUGACACUUCUGCUGGUAAGUCGCCGUCACCAAUUGGUGGGGCAUCAUUUUCCGGUGUAAGCUUCUGGUCCCCAAUUGAUUCUUCUUACCAAAAUAUUGGUGGCAGUCAAUUUAUGAUUCAGCCGCAGCCUCGGAGCACACAAGCACCUUCACAGUCGAUGGAAUGGAGCGGUCAUCCAGGUCAGAGUGUGCAGCAGUCUCCAGAAAAUGGCAACUACCCAGAUUAGAGUACCUAUUUGAGAACUGCUAUCUUUGCAUAUAUGUUUCUGUAUGGCAGAUUCUUUUAGGACGGGAAGGUAGAGACUCUUUGUGCCAUCUCGAGUUAGUCAAGUAUGACAAUGAUAAUGUACAGGCUAAUGGUUAUGAACAUCUUCAUCUUUGGUGACUGAUACUUUUUCACGUAUUUAUGUACCUUAAGAAGUUUUGUACCUGCACUUUC